CUUGGACACCUGGAGACAGACAUGUCCAUGCUUACAGCUGAUGACCAUGUGAUACAGCUGGGGGUGGUGCAGACGGACAAGGGGCUGGUGGAGGGGAGGAGUCACAGGAUGGGUCUGUUUCGGACCGUGGACGUCUUUAAAGGAGUCCCCUUCGCGGACGUCCCCGGAAAGUGGGAGAAACCUAAACCUCACCCCGGAUGGAGCGGAGUCCUGAAGGCUCAUCAAUAUCGAGAUCGCUGCCUGCAGGUGACGCUGCUGCAGACGAAAACCCAGGGCAGCGAUGACUGCCUUUACCUGAACAUCUUUGUUCCCCAGGGACUGAAACUGUCCACCAGCCUCCCAGUGAUGGUCUACCUCUUCGGGGGGGCCUUCAUGUUGGGGGCUUCUAACGACGUGGCGAUCCUCGGGGACUCGCUGUACGACGGCAAGGAGCUGGCCGAGAGGGGCGACGUCAUCGUGGUCACGGUGAACUACCGGGUCGGCACCAUGGGCUUCCUCAGCUCUGGCGACGCCCGCCUGCCAGGGAACUACGGCCUGUGGGACCAGCAUGCUGCGAUCUCGUGGGUCCGCAGGAACAUCGCGGCGUUCGGAGGAAACCCCGAAAACAUCACCAUUUUCGGCCAAUCAGCCGGAGCCGUCAGCGCCAGCUACCAGAUGCUGUCCCCCCACAGCAAGGGUCUCUUCCGGAGGGUGAUCUCUCAGUGUGGAGUAGCUCUGAGCCCGUGGGCUCUGCAGAAGAACCCCAUGGCCCUCACCAAGAAGAUCGCCCGUAAAGUCGGCUGCUCGAGGAGCGACGAGGACGAGAUGCUGGCGUGUCUGAAGCUGAGCGACCCGGUCGGCCUCACGAUGGCAGGAAAGAUCGACGUGUUUCUGCUUCUGGGGAAAGGUGUGGUCAUGGACCUCCUGGAACUGGCUCCAGUGGUGGACGGCGAUUUCGUCCCAGAUGAGCCGAGCCGGCUGUUCCACAACGCGGCUCAGUUCGACUACAUGGCCGGCGUCAACAGCAUGGACGGGCACCUCUUCGCCGGGGUCGACGUCCCCUCCAUCAACAAGGAGAACGGCAACACCACCGUGGAGGAUGUGAAGGGUCUCCUGGCCGGCCUGACCAAAGAGAAAGGCGUCACCGCCGUCGGCUCGGCCUACAGUGUCUACUCGUCUCACUGGGGGUCGGCACCAGAGCCAGCGGUGGUGAAGAAGACGGUGGCCGACAUUGAGACCGACUUCCUGUUCCUGGUUCCCACGCAGAUCGCCCUCCAGCUCCACGCCAACAACUCCAGUGGAGCCCGUACCUACUCCUACCUGUUCAACAUGGAGACUCGUAUCCCAGGAUUCCCUCGCUGGGUGGAGGCCGAGCACGCCGAGGACCUGCAGUACCUGUUUGGUAAACCCUUUGCCACCCCGCUGGUCUACUUCCCCCGACACCGGGACCUGUCCGGGUACAUGAUCGCGUAUUGGACCAACUUCGCCAGGACCGGUGAUCCCAGUAAAGGAGACAGUAGAGUCCCAGUUCCCUGGCCCGCCUUCACCAAACACCACCAACCCUACCUGGCCAUCAACCACAAGAUCACCAAGUCCUCCGUCAGCUACGACCUGAGAUCAGAAUACAUCUCCUAUUGGACCAAAACCUACAGCAGCCUACCAGCAGUCAGGAGAGAAGAAGAAGAAGAAGAAGAAGAAGAAGAAGAAGGAGGAGAUCUGACUCAAUGAUUAUUCACUCUUUUUCCUCACUGGGAGUUUGAACG
Messenger RNA from Cyclopterus lumpus (lumpfish), 1742 nucleotides. RefSeq names its product bile salt-activated lipase-like. Gene Ontology annotation, biological process: postsynaptic membrane assembly; chemical synaptic transmission; modulation of chemical synaptic transmission. Gene Ontology annotation, cellular component: postsynaptic specialization membrane; cell surface; synapse. Gene Ontology annotation, molecular function: neurexin family protein binding; sterol ester esterase activity; signaling receptor activity. The coding region runs from base 22 to 1707 and encodes 561 amino acids. The record is from RefSeq and is a predicted model, not a curated record. Lineage: Eukaryota; Metazoa; Chordata; Actinopteri; Perciformes; Cyclopteridae. The transcript is spliced from 12 exons.